UACCCUUUUCGCGACUGCCUACCUCGCCAGCAUGGCCUCAACCGCCCUCAUCGACGCCGAUAUGGCGCCGACGCUCCAGUCGAUUCUCGACCAGAAGACACUGCGCUGGAUAUUCGUUGGCGGAAAGGGUGGUGUGGGCAAGACCACGACGUCUUGCUCGCUCGCCAUCCAGCUGGCCAAGCACCGCAAAUCCGUCCUCCUCAUCUCGACCGACCCUGCGCACAAUCUGUCCGACGCCUUCAACCAGAAGUUUGGCAAGGAUGCGCGGCUCGUCAACGGCUUCGACAACCUCAGCGCCAUGGAGAUUGACCCCAAUGGCAGUAUACAGGACUUGCUAGCGAGCGGAGCAGAAGAGGGUCAAGACCCCAUGGCUGGCCUUGGCGGAAUGGGCAGCAUGAUGCAGGAUCUGGCCUUCAGCAUACCCGGUGUCGACGAAGCCAUGUCGUUCGCCGAAGUGCUCAAGCAGGUCAAGUCCAUGUCGUACGAAGUCAUCAUCUUUGACACGGCGCCCACAGGACACACGCUCCGCUUCCUCCAGUUUCCCACGGUCAUGGAGAAGGCCCUUUCCAAGGUCUCUCAGCUGUCGCGCCAGUUCGGCCCCAUGCUCAACUCCUUCCUCGGCUCGUCAGGAAGACUGCCUAACGGACAGAACAUGGAUGAGCUGAUCCAGAAGAUGGAGGCGCUGCGUGAGACGAUCGGCGAGGUCAAUGGGCAGUUCAAGGACGCCGAUCUCACGACGUUUGUCUGCGUCUGCAUUCCAGAGUUUCUCAGUCUGUACGAGACGGAGCGCAUGAUCCAAGAACUCAACAGCUACGAGAUUGACACGCACUCAAUUGUUGUCAACCAGCUGCUGUUUCCCAAGGAAAGCAAUCCUUGCGAACAAUGCAACGCGCGGCGAAAGAUGCAGAAGAAGUAUCUCGACCAGAUCGAGGAAUUGUAUGACGAAUUCAACGUCGUCAAGAUGCCGCUGCUGGUUGAGGAAGUACGCGGCAAGGAGAAGCUGGAAAAAUUCAGCGAGAUGCUCGUCAAGCCAUUUGUGCCUCCGCAGUAACGCCGCACGACGUGCGCGGCAUUUCGCGUGCGCGCACCCGAGCCGAUGAAUUUCCACCCGGGACCACUUCGGGGCUCAAGCGCAGAACCUACUCCUCUUCUUUCGCCGACCACUGACCGUUUUCCUGAUGGAACGACGCCCAAUACCAUUCAAUUUUUCCACGGGUUUGCGUCUUUCCCCCACACUCCACGAUUCAAGCAAGACGGACAAUUGUACCUUUAGCGACUAGCUCCGGUCCACGGCAGCCAGAAUAUAUGAACAAACUCG
Messenger RNA from Exserohilum turcica Et28A, 1318 nucleotides. RefSeq lists its product as uncharacterized. The record is from RefSeq and is a predicted model, not a curated record. Gene Ontology annotation, molecular function: ATP binding; ATP hydrolysis activity. Gene Ontology annotation, cellular component: GET complex. The transcript has 3 exons. Gene Ontology annotation, biological process: post-translational protein targeting to endoplasmic reticulum membrane. Bases 32 to 1051 code for a protein of 339 amino acids. Lineage: Eukaryota; Fungi; Ascomycota; Dothideomycetes; Pleosporales; Pleosporaceae.